Molecule: messenger RNA, 726 nt
Organism: Parnassius apollo (apollo)
Lineage: Eukaryota; Metazoa; Arthropoda; Insecta; Lepidoptera; Papilionidae
Source: the annotation of a GenBank genome assembly
AUGGAGCUCCGACGAGAAAUACGAGAAACGAUCCACAUAGAAAUGCAACAAAUGCAAUCCACUCUGCAAUUCUACUCGGAUAAGUUCGAUGAUUAUGAGGUAAAAAUGAAGUCUUAUGAUAUACGAGUCAAGAUGCUCGAGAACCAAUACAACAAUCUCAUAAACCAAAACAAAAACCUAAAAGUACAACAUGGGGCACUGGAGCAACGUAUCACGAUUUUGGAGCAAGCACAACUUGCUAACCAGCUUGAGAUUUGUGGCAUCGCGGAGGAAGAAAACGAGAACCUAACGGAUAUCACCUCAAAAAUCUGUGAUACUUUUAAGCUCAAUCCUAAUAACAUCAUUAAAGCGUACCGCAAAAAAAACUUCAAUAAAAAAAACUCUAAGAAACCGCAGCCAGCAGCUAUCGUGAUCGGACUCCGUGAAGGCAACCGAGACCAGUGGUUACUUGCCUCUAAGAACACCCAUAAGACCUGCAGGGACAUUGGUAAACAGGGUGAUAACAAAAUAUAUUUCCGUGAGUCACUCUCAUCCCACAUUGCUUAUUUGCUAUGGAAAUCCAAAUCUGUUCUCAAAGAAACUGGCAUAUAUAAAUAUGUGUGGUGUAAAAAUGGCCAUAUUCUAGCACGCAAAAAUGAGAACGAAAAGAUUAUCAGAAUCCACUCAGAAAGUGAUAUUGAUAAACUGAGAAUCAUGUCACAAGAUGACAAAAAUGCAUCCACUUGA